GACUUAGCACCAGUCGGUCAAGAUUUUAGCCAUAUCCCGAUGGACAUGAAUUAUAUAAUUUCGGCCAGCGGCUCCGAGCCUCAAUCGCGUCCGGAACUAUCCUGGGGAAUUUCCGACCUCUACGACGCUCUAAUUCAGUUGAAUUACAAUGAGCCGAGCACAUGAGGGGUAUCAUAGUUCUUCCCCUUUUGGAAAUCCCUUUAGGAUGAUAUUUCCUAAGGGAUCUAACCUAUCGCCGAAGCUAUUAACCCUUUUGAAUUCCUUUGAGCAGACCUUAGCAGAGAACUUAAGAAAGCUCAAGCCUAAGGAAAUCUCAGAUAUUCUUAGUUUAACAUGGAUGAGACAUGCUAUGGAGUCAUUGUCUGAAACCCAUACUAACAUCAAGAUUUUAUUAAAGAAUCUUGAGUUCCCUGUUUCAGAAUGGGAGGAGAAGUGGAUUGACAUGCACUUCGAUGAUAGUCUGAAGUUGCUUGACAUUUGCGUUGCAUUAUGCUCCGAGCUCUCUCGAUUGGAUCAGAGCCAGCUCUUGCUCAAAUAUGCCCUGCAUGUCAUGGACUGCUCAGGCAAAUUUCCUUCGUCCAAGCAAAUCAAACGAGCUCAUGCAUAUCUGCAUGACUGGAUGCAGCAACUUAACUCAAGGAGCCCAAAGUUUGAAAAUUGUCCUGCUAUCCUGCAGGGGCUCGCAAGAACACUUUGUUUGGCAAAGGUCAAGAACUCACCUAAAGGAAGGGUGUUGAUGAGAGCUUUUUAUGCAGUCAAGGUCGAAACUAUAUUUGUUUGCAGCAUCAUCGUAGCAGCAUUGUCAGGCUGCUCAAAGCCGCUGAUAGACUUGUAUGUUUCUGAAAGUUUCUUAUGGUCUGAGGCGUUCCAUGACUUGCAAGCUGAUGUAAAUGAGAAGGUCAGGGGUCUGCUUUCCUGUGAGAAAGUAGUGUUAUUGAAAGAGUUGGAAGUAGUUGAUACGCGUGCAAAGAAAUUGCAUGUUUUGAGUGGUGGUGUUGAUGACUUGGAGGACAUCUUGAGGCACAGAGAUGAUGCCAACCAUGAGGAAGUAAUGACACUGGAAAAAUCUAUUAGCCAGGAGGAAAGAGAAAGAUGGCAGAAGUCUGUUUCAGAUGUUGCUGACAGUGCCAAGAAGCUCGCCGAUGGGAUAGAUAUUCUCUCAGAACAAACAAGGGACUUUUUCAAUAUUGUUCUCGCAGGACGUGAUGCUUUGCUUUGUAAUUUAAGGGAUUCUGAUGUAACACAAGAGGGUAAAGCGCAUAAAAGCAGGAAAUAAUAGGUGAUACUUGUAUAUCACACCAUAGGUAUUAGUUGCUGGGUUUCUGUAUGGUUGUAAGGUUUGGGGUGUAGACUCUUGAAAAAUGUUGAAGUAAUGUUGUGGCUUAAGCAUGGUGUAAUAAUUGUUAGUAUAUAUAUGUAUAUCUGCAGGAAGUUGUUGAAUUUCAAUUUUUCUUAACCA
Messenger RNA from Phoenix dactylifera (date palm), 1459 nucleotides. Its product is annotated as UPF0496 protein 4-like. NCBI's taxonomy places the organism in Eukaryota, Viridiplantae, Streptophyta, Magnoliopsida, Arecales, Arecaceae. The record is from RefSeq and is a predicted model, not a curated record.